This is a messenger RNA of Prunus avium (sweet cherry), 565 nucleotides long. The record is from RefSeq and is a predicted model, not a curated record. Lineage: Eukaryota; Viridiplantae; Streptophyta; Magnoliopsida; Rosales; Rosaceae.
UAUAUAUAUAUAUAUAUCUAUUUAUUUCCCUGUCCAAUUCUCUCUAGCUUGUUUAGUUUUCUCCGUCCACCUACGAGUCAAGAGUCUCUCCAUCGCUUCUCAAUGGAAAACAUCCAGCAUAAGCAUGUAGAAGUAAGAGGACUGAAGCUUCAUGUAGCUGAAAUCGGAAGCGGACCAAAGGCGGUGGUUUUCCUCCAUGGAUUUCCAGAAAUAUGGUACACUUGGAGGCAUCAAUUGGUUUCUGUGGCAAGCAAAGGCUACAGGGCAAUAGCCAUUGAUUUCAGGGGCUAUGGUCUUUCAGAGCAGCCAGCUGAACCAGAAAAUGAAACCUUCAUCGAGCUUGUCCACGAUGUGGUUGCCCUUUUGGAUUCUUUGGCCAUUGAUAAGGUAAUAUCUAAUUAAUUAAUUCACUAAUUAAAGUAUUCUUUUGCCAGAAUAUGUACCUGUUUUUAGGCAGUUUAAUUUCUUAAUCCCAAUUAUGUGGUGGUUUAUGUUGAAUUAACUAAGAAGAUUAUUGCUCUAGUGUUCAAUCGUUUUUUUUUUUGGUUUUUGGGUUGGGAAUGAG